AUGGAGGGGCAUCCUUCGAACCCGCACGCCGGCCGCGACCAAAUCAACGCGCCUGGCGGUACCGUGAACAAUAGCGGCGGCCCCGGCAUCCACCUUCCCGGGGCUACGAUCCAUGGGUCUGUAUCCAUUAAUUGCUCAGGACCCCCCCAUGAAAACCCCCAGGUCGACGAGGCUACUACGCGUUCUUCGGAAAAAAAAGCCUGCCUCCGCUCUCUCGGCUUCAGCGACAUCGACGCUCGGCAGCACGAUAUAGCUCCUGCGUAUCCAGGCACAUGCGACUGGCUGUUCGACACCGCCCAGUUCCGGAAAUGGCGCGACCGCGCCGACCUACCAGCCCACAAUGGUGUGCUCUGGAUCAAGGGCAAACCGGGCGCGGGCAAGUCGACCCUGAUGAAGCAUGCUCUGCGCCACUGCGAGGAGGUUUUCGACGACCACCUGAUCGUGACAUAUUUCUUCAAUGCUCGAGGCGAAAUUUUCGAAAAGACGCCUCUAGGCAUGCUGCGGUCGAUCGUAUACCAGCUCCUCGACAAAGACGACACGCUGUACGAACGAUUCCUCCCCAUCUACGAGAAGCAGAGGGUGUGUAAGGAAGGGGAGUGGGCGUGGUCACGAGCACAACUGGAGGAUUUCAUACGCUCGGUGGUCAACAAGCGGCAGUCGAAGCCACUCCUCCUCCUUAUCGACGCGCUCGACGAGUGUGACAACCGAGAUGUUCGAGAUGUUGUCGACUUCCUUGAGAUUUUAAGCAUUAAUGCCGUCCAAGUCGGUGUUACGCUAAGGACCUGCCUUUCCAGCCGCCAUUAUCCCAACGUCAGCAUGAGGAAGACUUUAGAGUUGACCGUGGAGGCGAGCGCAGAGCACGAAAUGGAUAUUGUUACAUAUAUCAAACGGAGGCUAGAAGGGCACGAUAACGACAUUAAGGCCAAGGUUUGGAGGAAAGCAGGCGGCAUCUUCAUGUGGGUCGUUAUUGUGGUGUCGCUGCUCAACCGAGCCUACAACGACGGCCGUUUGGAGGCCAUGCACAAAGCACUCGAGGAGGUGCCAGCCAAUCUCGAGGAGGUGUUCAACAAGCUCCUAAGCAAAAACGAUCCGAAUAAGGCCGAGACGAUACGUAUGCUCCAGUGGGUACUGCUCAGUCAGCGGCCGCUGAAUCCCGAAGAGCUUUUUUUCGCCGAGCUAGCGGGAACGGCUCCGGAGUACAGUGGGCCGUGGAACCGAUCAAAGAUCACCAUGACCACCAUCCAACGACGCAUCACCGCCUCGUCCAAGGGCCUCAUUGAGGCGCGAAUAGGAUACCCAAAGUCUGUGCAAUUCAUUCAUUUAUCGGUUAACGACUUCCUGUUUCGGAACAAGAGAUUGCAGACGCUGGAUCCGACGCUGGAACCAGACCCGAUCAGUGCCAGCCACGGGAAACUGUGGGAUCGCUGCCGAUCCUUUAUCCAGCAACUAGACAUUGUCUUAACUAGCGAGCAGCAUAUAAGGCAGUUAAGCAAGGACUAUCCAUUUCUGCAGUAUGCAGCGAGCUAUAUGUUCGACCACGCAGAGAAGGCGCUGUCCGGAGAGACAAUGCAACAGGAGAUUGCACGAUGGCUGCGCAUGGGAAAUAACUGGUUUGGAUGGUGGAAGAUAUUUUUCUCGACGGUCAACGGUCAUUCAUACUUGGAGCGUAAUAUGGAUGCAGGACUCCUUUACGUAUUAUCGCUUCGUGGUUACCGAAAGCUAGUCACCGUUAUUCUAGCAGGAGGCAGCGCCGACGUCAACGCGCAGGGGGGCAAUUACGGCAACGCCCUUCACGCGGCUUCGGCAAACGGCCACGAAAACGUCGCCCGGCUCCUGCUGGACGCGGGGGCCGACGUUAACGCGCAGGGGGGCAAUUACGGCAACGCCCUUUACGCGGCUUCGGCAAACGGCUACGAAAACGUUGCCCGGCUCCUGCUAAACGCGGGGGCCGACGCGGCUUCGGUACACGGCUACAAAAACGUUGCCCGGCUCCUACUAGACGCGGGGGCCGACGUUAACGCGCAGGGGGGCUAUUACGGCAAUGCCCUUUACGCGGCUUCGGCAGGCGGCCACGAAGACGUCACCCGGCUCCUGCUGGACGCGGGGGCCAAUGCCGAGAGUUUGACGUGUAUUAGGGUCGAAUUAAACUAGCGUCCCGACUCGGAAUCGAACUCGGGAGGUGAUUAGUGGUUACUACUAUGUGCGGGAGCCCGAAACCCCAACCACUCGUGGAGUGGCGUGGCGUCUUAUUUGCAUUAUGUUAUCACGGCCAUUACGGCUUCCUAUUUAUGAAGGCAUUUUAAAGUCGCUCAGACCCGGGGUGCAUGGCCCGUCCUGGCUAAGGUGUUUGCCCACCUUGCCUGAGCUGACUACUCCCUGGUGUAUCUGCCGCAGCCAACUUGCUGAGCCUUCCAAUCUCAAAUUCUAUCAGCCUCUCAACGUGGGCAUCCGUAACCCA
Molecule: messenger RNA, 2458 nt
Organism: Gaeumannomyces tritici R3-111a-1
Lineage: Eukaryota; Fungi; Ascomycota; Sordariomycetes; Magnaporthales; Magnaporthaceae
Product: ankyrin repeat domain-containing protein
Exons: 3
Coding region: 1-2151 (716 amino acids)
Molecular function (GO): protein binding
Source: RefSeq, a predicted model, not a curated record